UCAUGACGUAGGCAUGCGUGCGCGCACUGCAAGUCGAUGGUUGGCGCCUUCAAGGAGGCGGCGACGGCGCUCAAGCCUUCGGGCGUCCGCGUCGGCGCGCUCAACCUGCAGGCGAGACACCUUUCUACCCCAAAACACCUUUCUUCCAUACAGACACCGUCCAAAGGCGAGUGACGUGCCCUAUCACAGGCGAUCGCCGGCGGCGCCCUCAUCGCGGAGGCGCUGCAGGUGCAGGCGCUGCCGACUGUGCGGUUUGUUGUCGGUGGAAACCACCUCGAGUGCGCGCACAAGCACCAGCCCGCCCCGCGGCAGAGAGCACGGCCGGGGCCCGGCGCCACCACCGCGAGAAUGCCGCGACACGAAUGGGCGGCGGCACCGGCGGCGGCACCGGCACCGGCGGAGGGUUCGGAGGGCGAGAGGGAGGCGGCGGCGGCAGAGGCGGCCGCCGAGGGGGCUCCGGCAGCCAAGGGGGGGGAGGCGGCGGCGUGUGCGGAGGGGGAGGCGGCGGCGGCAAAGCCGGCGGAGGCCGCCUCUGCCGAUGCGGAGGGCGCCGCGGCGCCGGUCGAGCCGCCCGCCGACAAGGCGGCAGGGGCGGCGCCCGCCUCGAAGCUGGCGCAGUCAAGGGUGGCUCCUGCGGCCGCCGCGGCGUGAGUGGGCGGUUCGCCCGGUCGGCCGCGCGCCUCUCCCGCCUUGGUUAGAUAGGCCAGCCUGCAGCCUGCCGACCGAGCAAGAUCCCUUGUGGCUUGACGCGUGUGCCCCCGACACCGACGCACACCAUUUUCCAUUUUCCCGCGCGUCAGCUCGGACAGCGCACAGCGGCGAGGACACAUCGACACACGUAUAUCGCGAGGGUAGCGCACGGGUCCGCGUCCGCAGACGGUACGUACCGGCGG
Emiliania huxleyi CCMP1516 is the source of this 893-nucleotide messenger RNA. RefSeq lists its product as hypothetical. NCBI's taxonomy places the organism in Eukaryota, Haptophyta, Isochrysidales, Noelaerhabdaceae. The transcript is spliced from 2 exons. The coding region runs from base 349 to 651 and encodes 100 amino acids. The record is from RefSeq and is a predicted model, not a curated record.